This is a messenger RNA of Lucilia cuprina (Australian sheep blowfly), 1945 nucleotides long. Its product is annotated as pre-mRNA-processing factor 17. The coding region runs from base 86 to 1822 and encodes 578 amino acids. Gene Ontology annotation, cellular component: catalytic step 2 spliceosome. Gene Ontology annotation, molecular function: mRNA binding; protein binding. Gene Ontology annotation, biological process: mRNA splicing, via spliceosome. The transcript has 3 exons. NCBI's taxonomy places the organism in Eukaryota, Metazoa, Arthropoda, Insecta, Diptera, Calliphoridae. The record is from RefSeq and is a predicted model, not a curated record.
UUCUCUGUUGUUUUGUACGCAUUUUAUUAAAAACGUAAAAAUUAAUGAAAUUUCUACCUUUUAAACAAGAAAAUUGCUUUACAAAAUGUUAAGUUUACAAAAUUACGCCAGUUCUUCCGAAGGAGAACAUUCUGAUAAUGAGGAGAAACAAGAAAAUGAAAAGAAAGUGGAGAAUAAAGCUGAAGAAAUUCCUGAUUACUUAAAACCCAUAGAUCCUAAAUUGUCAGUGGUAAAAACUUUAGCUGUCUGUGCUGCACCCGAGGUAGUACCAUUGGGUGCAGUGGCUGUGCAACGUACCAUAGAUCCUACGGUCAAAGAAAUUGAAUACAAUCCCAAAUAUGAAGAGCUAUAUGCUCCGGUAAAAGGACCUGAAAAUCCCGAUUUAACGGAGCAGAUGAGAGCACCACGUAAUACUCUGGCGGGUUAUGUGGAAAAGGCCCAUAUUAAUGCAUUUGAAUUUGAAAAUCAACGCAGAACAUUUCACACUUAUGGCUAUGCUUUGGACCCAUCCGUAGAUGAAACAGCCGAUGGUUCGUCAUUUGUGGGAGAUUUACAAUCGGCGUAUGAUGAUGAAGGCAAAACGGUAUUUGAAGGACCAAAGCCGAAAAAGAAGCGAAAACAAGAGAAAAAUGAUAAACCUGACGAUAUAGAAGGAUUCUUGGGACCUUGGGGCCGUUAUGAAAAUGAACAAACUGUAGCCAAGCCUAAUGAGCAAGAAAAAGCAGAACUGGAUGAAAUAUUAGCUAAAAGGCAUAGAAGAGGACGCAUACCAGAAGACAAGCCUUUGGAAGAAAAAUCUAUUUUGCACAUCAAAGAUGCCUACGAUUACCAAGGACGUUCCUAUCUACAUGCUCCCCACGAUUUGGGUGUUAAUUUGCGUACAAAUGCUCCACCACCAAAAUGUUUCCUACCCAAGGCUCAUAUACACACCUGGACUGGUCAUACUAAGGGUAUUUCUGCUAUACGCUGGUUUCCACAAACUGCCCACUUACUUUUAUCCGGCUCUAUGGAUUGUCGCGUUAAACUGUGGGAAGUCUAUGGUGAACGUCGUUGUAUACGAACUUUUAAUGGUCACCGACAAGCCAUCAAAGAUGUGGCAUGGAAUAAUAAGGGUACAAAAUUCCUAUCGGCUUCCUAUGAUCGUUAUAUUAAGUUGUGGGAUGCAGAAACUGGUGAAGUUGUUUCUAGAUUUACCGCUCGUAAAAUGCCAUUCUGUGUUAAAUUUCAUCCGGAUAAUAAUAAGCAGCAUUUGUUUGUGGCCGGUACAUCGGAUAAGAAAAUUAUUUGUUGGGACACACGCAGUGGCGAUAUUGUGCAAGAAUACGAUCGUCAUUUAGGCGCUGUCAACACCAUUACUUUCGUUGAUGAAAAUCGUCGUUUCGUAACUACCUCAGAUGAUAAAUCGAUGCGUAUAUGGGAAUGGGAUAUACCGGUCGAUAUGAAAUAUAUUGCAGAUCCUACUAUGCACUCAAUGCCAGCCGUAACAUUAGCACCCAAUGGCAAAUGGUUGGCCUGUCAAUCGCUAGACAAUAAAGUUGUUAUAUUCUCGGCUUUAAAUAGAUUUAAAAUGAAUCGUAAAAAAUCCUUUAGUGGACAUAUGGUGUCGGGUUAUGCAUGUCAGUUGGACUUUUCACCCGAUAUGUCAUAUUUGGUGUCAGGAGAUGGUGAUGGUAAAUGUUAUAUAUGGGAUUGGAAAACAACGAAAAUGUAUAAAAAAUGGCAAGCUCAUGAAGGUGUAUGUAUUAGUACACUAUGGCAUCCGCAUGAGGCUAGUAAAGUGGCUACAGCUGGUUGGGAUGGUUUAAUCAAGUUUUGGGAUUAAUGGUUUAGUAAAUAAAGAAAUUCAUCAUCAUUAUUAUUAUUAUUUUUUUAUAUAUAAUAGAUUUUUAGUUUUAAGUUCUUAAACGAAAAUGAAAAAAAUAAUAAUAAAGAAAUAAUUAAAUGU